This is a messenger RNA of Asparagus officinalis (garden asparagus), 1045 nucleotides long. RefSeq lists its product as uncharacterized. Lineage: Eukaryota; Viridiplantae; Streptophyta; Magnoliopsida; Asparagales; Asparagaceae. The record is from RefSeq and is a predicted model, not a curated record. The coding region runs from base 1 to 759 and encodes 252 amino acids. The transcript has 2 exons.
AUGGCGGUGUUCUUGAAGUCGCAGGGGGUCAGGUUCGGAAAGGUCUUCUCUUCGCCGCUGGAUCGGGCGAUGGCGACCGCUGGGUUCGUCUGCCGGGAACUCGGUUUUGCAGCAGAACAUAUAGAGUCUUUUGACGCAUUGAUGGAGAUGAGUCAAGGCCAAUGGGAGGGCUGCCUUCAUUCUGAAACCUACACCCCAGAGAUUCUCAGUAUAAUCGACAGAACCCAACCCGAUUUUUCUGCCCCCUCUGGGGAAUCACUAAGGCAAGUAGAAUUCCGAAUGAUAGAAUUUCUAAACAAAACAGUCCUCAGAAUGCCCGAGAAACUAAUAGCCCACGAGGCAUCAAUGACUCACAAUGAGUCUCAUCGGAGUUUCUCACGUCAAAGCUCAACAAACUCAGUUCAAGAAAAAGAUGGCCCUCACUGGGAUUUAGUGUACAGGCUCAAUAGGCCAGGACUGCAAAGGAAAAAGUCAGGAAAGAGCAGGCUACAGAUUGUUACAACUGGUGAUAACGAGACUGAAGAUGAGUUUUCCCCAAGCGAACCGAGCAACGGCGCGAGGAACUUAACCUCUUCUGUAGGGAUCUUUACUCACUCUAUGCCGAUCAAAUGUCUUCUUGCUGGGAUUUUGGGUGCAAGCCCAGUGGUCUCUCAGAGGUUUUGUAUUGAUGAUUCUUCAGUGACAGUUUUGCAGCAUUCGUUAAGAAACGGUUGGCAGAUAAAGAGGCUAAAUGAUACUUCACAUCUUCGGCUUCUUUGAGUGUGAAACAGAAGAAAAAAGCCCGUUACAAGUGAUUGGGGGCUUGUUCUUCUGAUGUUUAGGUGUGCUCUGCUAUUUAAUUUUGGAGGAUAUCAGAAAUUUAUGUUGUGGUACGCCAGCUCCCAAAAGUGAAGGAGCUGGAGAGUUGGUUUUUAAUUUUUUGUAACUUUUGUAUCUGUUAUAUUACCCAAUUUUUUUGGCAAAAGAAGAGAACAUAAGUUAUUAUAAAUGUCAAACUUUGGUAUGUAUUAACCUCUCUUGCUUUGUUAUAACCUUUAUGCUCUCA